Messenger RNA from Rhineura floridana, 1749 nucleotides. It is a transcript of the gene TYMS, whose product is annotated as thymidylate synthetase. Bases 548 to 1489 code for a protein of 313 amino acids. The transcript is spliced from 7 exons. Gene Ontology annotation, cellular component: cytosol; mitochondrion. Gene Ontology annotation, molecular function: thymidylate synthase activity. Gene Ontology annotation, biological process: dTMP biosynthetic process. NCBI's taxonomy places the organism in Eukaryota, Metazoa, Chordata, Lepidosauria, Squamata, Rhineuridae. The record is from RefSeq and is a predicted model, not a curated record.
GGCACCACCCACGCACAAGACGGGGUAGGGAAAAUGGAGUGGAGCUGGAGUAUCCUGAACAGAACUUCACAACGCAAAAUUGUGUUACAGCUCCCAUUUGUCCUGCCUUCAUUUCAACAAAGAGUGCAACCUAGUAGCAAAACUCAAGAGUAGCUCGUCGAGAAAAACCGAGAGUACACAGUAUUAUUGCAUCAGCCACUAAUUAGGAGCCUAAGGAAGAAAGGCGUCAACAUUAGGCAGACACUCGACAGGGGCUAACGCGCCUACUAAAUAAUUAUUAAGCCAAUCCGCUUAAUAGACCGACCGACCGGUCUCAAAGACAGCGGGAGUGAAACUUAUCUAAUGUCCGCAAGCAGCGGAUGAGAUGAAGUGUGCCAGCCAGCAGCAAACCAGAGUCGGUAACAGUGCCCGCCUCUUUCUCUGUCUUAUUGGCCAGCGGGAAACGGGUAGCCGGACGCGCCAAUUUUGAAGCGGUGGCACAACGAGCGGGAAAUCCUCCAUCGGCUAGUUUUCCUCUCGUCUCUUGUACAUUCUUUCAGUCGUCGCUAUGCCUGCCGGGGUGACUGUGAACGACAGCCCUGCGCUUCCUCAGAGGGAGCCUCUCGGUGUGGGGUCGGCGCCUCCUCCUCAUGGGGAGCUUCAGUACCUCAGGCAAGUCCAGCAGAUCCUGCAGUUUGGGCACAGAAAAGAGGACCGGACAGGCACCGGCACCAUCUCCGUCUUCGGAAUGCAAACGCGGUACAGUCUCAGAGAUAGCUUUCCAUUGCUAACAACAAAAAGGGUAUUCUGGAAGGGAGUGCUUGAAGAACUACUUUGGUUUAUUAAGGGUUCUACAAAUGCAAAAGAGCUUUCUGCUAAAGGUGUUAAGAUCUGGGAUGCCAAUGGCUCUCGUGAAUUCCUAGACAAACAGGGAUUCUUUUCUAGAGAGGAAGGAGACUUGGGCCCAGUUUAUGGCUUCCAGUGGAGGCAUUUUGGAACAGAAUACAAAGAUAUGCAUACGGAUUAUAUGGGACAAGGAGUAGAUCAGGUGCAGCAGGUAAUUGAUACAAUCAGAAACAAUCCAGAUAGCAGAAGAAUCAUCUUAUGUGCUUGGAAUCCUAAAGAUGUCUCCAUAAUGGCCUUGCCUCCCUGUCAUGCUCUCUGCCAGUUCUAUGUUCUAAAUGGAGAACUCUCUUGUCAGUUGUAUCAGCGUUCUGGAGAUAUGGGAUUAGGAGUACCUUUCAACAUUGCCAGUUAUUCAUUGCUCACUUCAAUGAUUGCCCAUGUUACAGGCUUAAAGCCUGGUGAGUUCAUACACACACUAGGAGAUGCUCAUAUAUACCUAAACCAUAUUGAACCUUUGAAAAUCCAGCUUCAGAGGCAACCAAGACCUUUCCCCAAACUCAAAAUUCUUCACAAAGUUGAAAACAUCAGUGACUUCACAACAGAUGACUUUGAAGUAGAAGGUUAUAAUCCUCAUCCAGCUAUUAAAAUGGAAAUGGCUGUCUAGUGGACUUGUGAGAGUGUUACUUGCCUUAAUGUUCAGUUUGCUGUAGUGCCUUUAAAAGAAACAUAUUUUUGAUGUUUUAAAUGAUUAGAAAGUAAUAAUGAUAAAUUAUGGUUUUCAUAGAGUUUGGAACUGAAUUGUACACUGUAUGUGAUAUAUUUUUGCACAACUUCACUUGCUGCAAGAGGUAAUUUUCUAGGUUGUAAUAAUAAUAAAACAGUAUUUUUCCACUUCUGAUAUAUGCAAUAAAAUAUACUUCUUUA